CACAUACCAUGUAUGGUCAGCCAUAUCUAAGAGCAUUUCGUUUCGCAGCAGUUCGCUGCCUAUAAUGCAAGCAAUGAUUUCGGAAGUGAGGCAGCUUAACAUGUUGAUAGGAGUACCACACCCAGAAAGGGCAAGUAAAAGGUCAUUACAUAACCUCGUCACUUUCGACUCGCACGACGAUGGGCAAAGCACAAAAGAAAACUGGGAAAGGGCGUCUCGACAAAUAUUACAAGCUUGCCAAGGAACAAGGCUAUCGUGCCCGUUCUGCCUUCAAGCUCAUCCAACUCAACAAAAAGUUUGCCUUCCUCGAGUCGGCACGAUGCUGCAUCGACCUCUGCGCUGCACCAGGAGGCUGGCUGCAGGUCGCUAGUAAAUACAUGCCAGCCAAUAGCGUUAUCGUUGGUGUGGACUUGGUGCCCAUCAAACCGAUUCCGCGAGUCGUAACGUUUACUGCCGACAUCACUACAACUCAGUGUCGCAAUUUCAUUCGCAAUGAGCUAAAGGAUUGGAAAGCUGAUGUUGUCCUUCACGACGGAGCACCGAACGUUGGUACCGCCUGGGUUCAGGAUGCCUAUAGCCAGUCGGAGCUUGUCCUCAUGAGCCUUAAACUGGCCGUCGAAUUUCUCAGGAGAGGGGGCACAUUCGUAACCAAAGUUUUCCGCAGUGCCGAUUAUAACAACCUUAUGUGGGUCUUUGGACAAUUGUUUGGAAAAGUAGAAGCGACAAAGCCACCUUCCUCGAGAAAUGUGUCUGCCGAAAUAUUCGUCGUUUGCCACGACUUUUUAGCCCCGAGACAUGUUGACCCGAAAUUUCUGGACCCUAAGCAUGUAUUCAAGGAUCUCAGUGCAUCUGCCGCUUCUGGCUUGGACAAGGGUUUGUCCGCCAACAAUGCCCACGAAAACGUUUUUAUGCCGGAGAAGAAACGUCGAAAGAGGGAAGGGUAUGAUGAUGGAGAUUACACCCUAUUCCGACAAGUUCCUGCAGGGGACUUCAUUCGAAGUUCAGAACCCGUUAACGUGCUUGGCUUAGCAAACAGAAUAGUCUUCCAGUCGGAAGAGGAAAAGGGGUGGCUAGGCCUCAGCAUUACGACACCAGACGUUAAGGUCAAUUGCGACGACCUCAAAGUUCUUGGCAAACGCGACUUUAAGACAUUGCUAAAAUGGCGGUUAGCUCUCCGCGAGGAGCUUGGGCUGGAUAUGAAGGCGAAACCCGCCGAGGAGUUCACGGAGUCUGUCGAAGUAGCCGAAGUUAUGGACGAGGAACAACAGAUACAACAAGAGUUGGAACGUCUCAAAGCAGAAGCUUCCGUGAAAGCUAAACGGGAGCGGAGACGGGCGAACGAACUUAAAGCAAGAACUAUACAACGAAUGCAAUUGCAAAUGACCGCUCCUUUGGACAUUGGUUUAGAACUGAACGAUAUGUCUCUGAACAUGGGCCAAGAAGAUAUUUUUGAUUUGGUCGGUGCGGAGAAGGGGCUAAACCGACACGGUGGUGUUGUUCGAUUCGUUAACAGUGAGGAAUUACCUAAAGACAACGAAGACGAAGAAGGGGAAGGAUCGGGGCAUGAAGAUACCGAAGAUGAGGUUCUGGAUGUGGAUCAGGAUAGAGAAAGGAAAUUAAGUGCUCUCGAGGCUGAGCUUGAUGGGAUGUACGAUGCGUAUCAAGAGAAGUUGAAGGAGAGGGAUACCAAGCACAAAUUGAAGGAAACCAAGAGAAAAAACGGGGUGCUAGAGGAGUGGGGUGGCACCCAAAACGGCGCUGGGGAUAACAGCGAUGGCGACUCCGACGAAGGUGGCUGGGAGGAGAUGGCAGCACGCAAGCAGAUGGACCAAGAUAGUUCUUCAGAUGAGGAGUCCGAUGGAGAACCCCAUGUUCGCCAAAAACGCAGCCGGCAGGAACUGGCGAGUGCAUCAUCGAACAAGAAGGUCAAGCUCAUAGCAAAUCUCCUUCAUGCUGCACAAGUUUGGUUCAGCCAAGACAUGUUUAGGGACAUUGACACGAAGGUAAAUGACGCUGAUGGAGAACAAGUAGACGAAGACGUCGAUAUGUCAUCAUCACCUGCUGAAAGUCGGUCUGGAGGUGUUCAAUUUGAGGCAGGAGACGAAGAAGGUUUGGAGAUUGACAUUGCUCCAAGGGACCACGGAGAAAGCGAUGCAGAGGAUAUGGGACAAGAUAAACGCAGAGCUCAUAUUGAGGAAUAUGGGCUCAAUACUGCGGAAGCGGUCACACUUGCCCAGCAACUGGUAAAUCGUAAAACGACCACCACUCGCCUGAUCGAUGAUGGUUUUAAUCGAUAUUCCUUGAACGCAAAGGACGGGCUUCCAGCGUGGUUCCUCGACGACGAAGUAAAACAUUAUAAACCCAACAUUCCUAUCACCAAAGAGGCUGUAGCCGCCCUUAGAGCUCGUCAACGUACGCUGGACGCCCGUCCUAUAAAAAAGAUUGCGGAAGCCAAGGGUCGGAAAAGAUUGCGUGCUGCUCGGCGACUCGAGAAAGCCAUGAAGAAGGCAGAAGUUGUCAAUGCUAACGUAGACAUGACAGAAAGUGAGAAGGCCAAGCAAAUCGAAGUACUGAUGAAGAAGGGUGCUUCUAAAGCCAAACGGAAGGAAGUUAAAGUCAUUGUUGCCAAGGGUGGCUAUAAAGGGGUCAAAGGCCGACCGAAAGGGGUGAAGGGUCGGUAUACGAUGGUUGAUGCCAGGAUGAAAAAAGAGGUUAAAGCUCGGAAACGAAGAGAAAAGAGUACAGGGAAACGUCGCUAGUGGAUAUUUCAUUGAUAUUGCUGUCACGAUAUGCUUGCAUGGAUAUAUGGAGUGUAUUAGU
Messenger RNA from Pisolithus orientalis, 2820 nucleotides. Its product is annotated as FtsJ-domain-containing protein. Lineage: Eukaryota; Fungi; Basidiomycota; Agaricomycetes; Boletales; Pisolithaceae. Bases 180 to 2759 code for a protein of 859 amino acids. Gene Ontology annotation, biological process: maturation of LSU-rRNA from tricistronic rRNA transcript (SSU-rRNA, 5.8S rRNA, LSU-rRNA); rRNA methylation; maturation of 5.8S rRNA from tricistronic rRNA transcript (SSU-rRNA, 5.8S rRNA, LSU-rRNA). Gene Ontology annotation, cellular component: preribosome, large subunit precursor; nucleolus; nucleus. The transcript is spliced from 12 exons. Gene Ontology annotation, molecular function: rRNA (uridine-2'-O-ribose)-methyltransferase activity; rRNA (guanine) methyltransferase activity. The record is from RefSeq and is a predicted model, not a curated record.